This is a messenger RNA of Toxoplasma gondii ME49, 4654 nucleotides long. RefSeq lists its product as hypothetical. The coding region runs from base 1213 to 2637 and encodes 474 amino acids. The record is from RefSeq and is a predicted model, not a curated record. NCBI's taxonomy places the organism in Eukaryota, Apicomplexa, Conoidasida, Eucoccidiorida, Sarcocystidae. The transcript is spliced from 3 exons.
CACAAAAUGCUUUCUUUUCUCGCGCAUGCUGUCUCCGAUAUUUUGUAUUCCGAGCCAAGUGAAAAGUAUCAGAUGAAAAGGCGUGUAUCAAAGACCGUUUGUCCCUUCUCUCACGAUGGCUCGGUCGUCCUAGGGGGCACAGCGGGGGUGAGAAAAGACGAGUGAAGAGCUGGGAGGCGAUUUCUUUUCCCGAGUGUCCCAUCCUGCUUGUCGGAUGGGUUUAGGAGCAGUUUCGAGAAAAAUGGGAGCCUGUGCUGGACCUGAGGGCACGUCUCUCUGUUAUGUGCGCCCCCUGCGCUAUCUAGACAUUGCAGCGCGGCAGCCAAACGGGAAGCAAUCACGUGUUGACCUACACAGCCAUUUUCCUCUUUUUCAAACGUCGUAGCAGCACCUGUGUCUUGUCACAGAAGUGUCUAAGUCUCUCUAAUCAGACGCAUUCCUGAGCACGCCCCCCCCCCGCCCGAGGAGAGCUGGUGCCUUCGCGCGACACAUCUGAUCCCCGGACGGCCGUCGUCCUUGCAACGGAAGAGACCGAUCCCAUCCCUUCUUUUCCUUCUCAAGUUCUGAAAUCGAAUCAUGGUAAAGUUCUGGAGGAGGCAGUACUCCUCCCUUUUUAUCCCGCGUCGUUCGAUUUUUCAGAUGGGUCCUCUUCCGUUUGCGUUUCCCUUUUUCAGAUGCUGUGUGGCCAAACGCGCCGAGUGACGCAGGUCCUUUUGUCGUGUCUGGAAAGCUGUCUGGUCGCCACCAUAUGUCUCGCCUUCCUCUUUUUUGUGGCCGUCACCCCUAAAUCCUAGGUUCUCUUCGUUCGUAGUGGCGCACCUCGGACUGCGUUCCACAGUCACUUGUUCUGCUUUUUGAACGGGGUAUUUGCCUUGUAUAGAACCGUUAAUUUUCCACGACUUCCUCGACUGUGUUUGUCAUGUUUUCUUGUCAUCGGCACAGUCUUUUCUCUCCUUGGAAAGCGGCUCUUCAGCACCGAGUGUCUGCUUCGGUCCUCCGUGAUUCUCGAGCCUGCUUCCCGCUGAAUAUUUCUUCCCCCCUUCUUCAUUUUCUCCAUCGUCGUUCUCUUCUUCCUUGUUUUCUUUCCAAAGUACACGAUUUCGAAGAGUAAUGCUCGGAAAGUCCGCAGCGCACGCUGUGCACCAGAUGAGGCGGCACCACGAGUCAGGAAGAUAAAGCGCUGCCGUUUUUACUUCUGCCUGACGGGGCAAGAUGUGGGGCAAACUCUUUCGUAAGCGGCCUCCGCGAGACCGCGGUGCCAAGGGGAAUGACAUGGACAACGAGCGCUUUAGUGCGGUCGUCUCCGGCGUUGCCACUCUGACCGCCAGGAAGGUCUAUGCGCCUUUCCGCGUGAAAAGGAGACUUAUAACUGCGGCUGAGUUGCUGGACACGCAACCCGUCGAUGUCCGGCCUUUCAUGGACGAGGGAGAGAACCUCGACGCGACGAUUGCCAAAGACCAGCCUCUCGUGCAAGCGUGGUUCACUGAACUCGUCUUCCAGCUCCUCACGAUCCUGGCCGUCUGCAGUCUCGCCUUCGCCGUUGGAAUCAUCAUCGGCUCGAUCAUGUGCCGAACGACGCUUUUCAGUGGCAGCGCCCUGGACAAUCUCGACGGGCGAGAUGGACACGGAGUCUCCUGGGUUCGGCUGUAUCUCCCCGACACGUCGAAAGGGGGGUGGAAGGAUCCGGAUCCCUCUGUGAAGGCAGUGUUGCGCGGAGCGUUUGAUGUGUCGAUUCCCGAGCAUUCCCUUGGUUCCUACGUAGAGGCGCUGUCUGCUGUGAUGGCUUUAUCGUAUGUGCCUGCUGACAGCAUCGGAAGAACGCCGAGGGAAGAGUGUUUUACUUCGCUUGCGGGUUCCCGGACGUCUUCGUAUGCAUAUCGCCCGGAUGCGUCGGCAACUGGCGAUUCUGCGUGGGUACUAGACGAAAUUGACGGUCACGGCAUUUCGCUGUCCAGUCAUCCUCUCCCGGCCCGUGUCCAGAAUCGUUUGGAUAGCCUGUCCACGGAAGAGGAACUACGUCUAGCGGAACAGAUGCAGCGCUACUUUGACUUGAAUUUGAUUACCCGGGCGAUUCACGGCUUGUCCCUUAUCACGAGUUCGGGCUCGGCGCACGACGUGCCGAAGGAAGUCGAGGUUUUCGAUCCCAACACGGGGUCGACUAGGGAGGUGUCUCGGGUGCUUCUGCAGCACUCCAAAGAGUCUAGCUAUCCCGUGGGUAUGAUGUUUAGUGCGGCGAUGAAGCGCGCGAACCAGCAAGUGCCCCCAACCAUCCUUCUCCGCAACGUCGUCCCCUUCAUUGUGGGCCUGACGCAUGGCCUCAACUCAGUCCGUCUCUCCGUCACACUGAACGUUCCCCUGGUCGCGAAAAACGAGAAACUGUUCGAGGCGAUGCGCACAGACUGCGCCAUGGGGCGAGUCUACUUUGCACUGGACAUCACCCUUCAAGCUGUUCGGGCCAUGUUCUUCAAGCACACGCAGGGUUCGAUCCCUCUGUUGCCUUUCAGGGUCCCCUGCUCUCCUGUGUCGGUAACGGAAGAAUCGGACUGGCCGCCAGCGACCCCCCAGAGCUUCGUGCAAGACGUUGCUGAACUCGCCUCGGAGUAUAGCUCUCUGAACCUCAUUUUUGGAGAGAACUAGGCGAACAAGGGAGUCAGCCAGGACGCAGACUCUGGAGAAGCCGAAAAAGUAACAGAGACGUCGGGCUACGGGGACAGGCGGUGGAUAGCGAUACGAGGUUGAGAAAGCGAUGCCUCCAACCGACUCCGUGUAGUACCACUCGUGGUCAGAUUGCAGGUGGGCGGCGAAGACCUCUGAAAGUGCGGGGAUGCCUCAGAGGGAAAGUGACUGGGAAAGAAGUCGCAAAGACAGACCUAGAGAUGCAAACUACGUCGAACAACAGGGGCCCAAGAGGAACAAGUUGAAGGUAGGGAAAAAUCAGGCAACGGCUGCAGGGGGUGUUGGUCUACCGGCAGAUCUUCGCUGCGUAGUAAGAAAUGGCAGGCGGUGAGCGCUGCGGCUGCUCUAAUGGGGGAGCCGCUUCCGCUGUUUCCAAAGGUCCUGGACGAGAUAUUCAGUCGUUCUCCCCUCUGCCGUUUGUCGUCUCGUCCUCCUUUUGUUUUGGGCAAAGAGUCGGAGCUGCCGCCCGUUUCUGUCCGUCGUUUGUCCCUGGUCUGUUUGUUCCAGCGGGUUUGCCGUGACCUCGUCUUUCUGCUAGCCAGUCGAACGAAACGACAUUCAGGCUGCAGUUUCUGCCGACCCGCCUCAUCUGCUUCCUCGCAUCUAUGUCCGUGUUUCUUCUUUGGUUAUUCUUUUCAAAAGGUGGUGACAAGAAGACACGUAGUCGAGCGCCCCUUUUGUCAACGGCUUCUGUCGCUGUGAUCUACGCGUUUUUUCACUCUAGUUUGCGGGUCGGUGAGGAGGGGAAGCCAUCUUGGUUGUUGCAUCUUUGGUUUCUCUCCCGUUUUAUCAAUAGCGGAACGGAAAUGCUGCUCGACAGCAAGAAGCUAAAGUCUUGUCUAUCUUGUUCGUCAGUGGUCAGCGCCGUGACUUUCUGAACGCCCUUCGCUGUGUGCGUCUGCCUCCGCCUCUUACACGAGCAGUGUGAUGCUCCCCAUUUUGGUCGGUUUCCUCUUUUGGAGGUCGACUACUUUGUCGUAUGCCAGCCAUGUUUUAUGGUUUCUGAUGCAGACGGUGGAGUGAUUUGUCUUCUGUUCUUUGCUUUUGUCCCUCUAUGAGGCUUUCAGGUCUGUUUUGUUUUUUUUUCGUCCCCCCCUGCGAUCGGUUUUCGUUGGGACGCGGGGACGAAGCAGCAGGGAAUUUCUUUCGUUUUUUUUCUGUGACUCCUGACUGUUCCGUCUUGUCGCGUAGUGCUGCAGAAAUGAGGAAUACACCGGACACACUGAAUCCUUCGGUUGCUCUCUCUGCAUGCAUCUUUGCCUCCGUAUAUCAACGGCUCUAGAACGCUUAAGUCAGCGAACAGCCGCUGCUGACUGAAUCAGAAUGCGGCAUUUAGAGCGCUUCCCUUCGGGUGUCGUUCCGCCCCUGCGAAGUGCCAGUGUAUCGGUUCAGGCUAUUAAGUUUUCUCUACCGGUUUCGCUGCUGCCGCGCUCCAUUCUCCUUGUCGAGGGAAUCAGAGCACCCAUUCUCCAAGACGAACACAGAAAUGUUAUGGGUGUGCGUCUGAGAAAGAAUCGCGGCGACCACACAUUCAUUCCAUGUUUCCCCGAAGCAAGGAAGCAGACUGAAAGUGCGCGUUGAAAUAUUUAGUCUUCAUCGGGGUCCGCUUUUCACGGGAGACGCCUCUUGCACUGAACUGGCUCCAGCUGGCAGUUGAUGGCCACUGUGCAGAGCGAAAGGUAAACACGCGUAGCUAGAGUAGUAAGUAGUGUCGUUCACGGAAAGAGGAAGCUGAAUUGUGAGGGCUCUUGUCACCGAUUUGACGAAUGUUGCGUAUUGGGAGCGCGCUUGCACACCUUUCCAGCUCCUCUAUCCUCAAAAUGAAUAGUUGUUUUUCGUGACGAAAGAGGCUUUUCAGCAUUCUUCUUUAAAGAACACUCGUUUGUGCAUAUGCGCAACCCUCAAAGGAAGAGUGCGAGACGUGCUAAAAGAGACGAGACCUCACACCGGACGAAAUUCAUCGGCACCUGCCACUUUC